This is a messenger RNA of Physeter macrocephalus (sperm whale), 485 nucleotides long. It is a transcript of the gene DEFB124, whose product is annotated as defensin beta 124. Lineage: Eukaryota; Metazoa; Chordata; Mammalia; Artiodactyla; Physeteridae. The record is from RefSeq and is a predicted model, not a curated record. Gene Ontology annotation, biological process: cellular response to peptidoglycan; canonical NF-kappaB signal transduction; innate immune response. The transcript is spliced from 2 exons. Bases 227 to 439 code for a protein of 70 amino acids. Gene Ontology annotation, cellular component: extracellular region.
CAGAUGGUAUGGCUCAUCAGUUCCCCACGUAGCUGGCUGAGAUCCACUAUAUCUUUGGGACCACAGGGCCUCAGACUCCCACUUAGGUCUCCUGCUAACCACACUCCUGCCUUGAUCUGUAGCCCAAUAAAGGCUGGGCCAUAGGCAGCAAGACUCAGUGUGCUUGAUUCCUCUUCUCUUGUGUUCUCCCCAGUGGCCCCCUGCCCCCCUCUAGAGCCCUGUGGCCAUGACACAGCUGCUUCUGCUUUUUGUGGCUCUCCUGGUCCUGGUUCAUGUGCCGCCAGGGAGAAGUGAAUUCAAACGGUGCCGGAGGGGCCACGGGGCCUGCCGGCCUUACUGCACGAAGUACGAAACCUACAUGCACCUGUGCCCGGAUGCCUCCCUGUGCUGUCUCCCCUAUGGACUUAAGCCUCUGGCCUCCGAGCCUGAAAAUGUUUAGAUGGUUCUGGGGCUGACGUCCUUGCUCUCCAAUAAAGCACAAGCUG